Pyricularia oryzae 70-15 is the source of this 2438-nucleotide messenger RNA. RefSeq lists its product as uncharacterized. The transcript has a single exon. NCBI's taxonomy places the organism in Eukaryota, Fungi, Ascomycota, Sordariomycetes, Magnaporthales, Pyriculariaceae. Bases 286 to 1407 code for a protein of 373 amino acids. The record is from RefSeq and is a predicted model, not a curated record.
CAUGUCGGUAUUAUAUCGUGACUUGUUGCCCUACAAUCUGCAAACCAUAUUAACAAGCAUUUGCUAAAGUUAGAGUUUAGCACCAAGCCACCAACCAAAAAAAUGAAGAAAUCCAGUCGAUUCUGUGAUCCCCCGAAAACCAUCUUUCAUGUUCCCUCUAUCUUAUCCUUUAUUCCCUAGUGCACAAAAUGCCUGACCCAUAGCUGUUUCGCACAAAGGCAUUUGCCCAGAUUGCGAUCUCGCCCACCACUACUACGCCUUUUUGGUUGAAGCAGCAGGCCCAAGAUGAAUUCACUCGUGGAAACAAGAGCUUCUCCCCAGUCCCCAGAUCUGCACUUACCAAUAUCCACAUCAUUCUCAUCUCUUCCACCUGAGCUCCGGCAAAUGAUAUGGCUCGAAUGUCUCGAUAGACGCCCAAGAGUGUACUCCUUUGACCUCGGCGGGCGUGGUGGAGGUCGCUACCCUUACCAGAACGUCGCUGGCAUCCAACCGGCUUUUGUGGUCUAUUAUAAAGAGGAGCGAGAUCUUAUCGCCGGCUCGGCCGACCGUCGCACUUUGAGCGGUAUCUGUGCCGAAUCAAGAAAGACAGUGCUCAAGGUGUUCCCAGACAUCCUUCGCUUCGAGAAUCGUGGAGGAUGGAUGAGCCCCGACGAGCACGGCUUCCGUAAUGCUCGGGUGAGAGAGUGGAGUGGGGUUUGUCGCUACAAUAGCACUCUAGACGUCAUCUCGCUUCGCCUUGUGCGAACUCAACUGUCCCUGUUUCCUAAGGUCAUGAGCGUCACUGUUGAUCCCUUCCCUGCGUUCGAGGCCAUCCAAAACUUGGCUUUGGUUUAUGAGAUUGACGACGACAACAUUCUUACCCCGGACUACACCUAUUACCCCAUUAAUGCGCCCCAUAACCCGGAUACUUGUGCCUGCCCUGAUGGGUCGCGGAUCACUACUUGCAAGGAAGACAUGAUUCCUAGGUUUCUCAAAUGCUUCCCUAGUCUCAAGAGGCUCAUCGUCAAUGAUUCGGGCUUGCGACCUUGCGAAUACUACUGGGACGAGCCCGAAGUCAUACGAUUCACGGGAUGCAAAUGCUUUGCUGACCCUGGCGAUUCAUCCUCGGCUGCGCCAGCAAAGAAGCACGAUGUGUGGCAGCUUGUCCCAAUACACAACCAUCGAGGUCAUCGACGGGAAUCGGCUUGCGUCGCCCUCGUUUAUGAUGAGAAAACGGACUGCGCGGGGCUGAACUUGGACUCUUUUCGGCUCUGGGAUAACAUCGAGAUCAACUACAAACCCUUGGAGCACCUGGUUAUGAGAUUCUUGCAUCCACGAGACGCCCAAGGCCGCUGGGUACAGAUAGGCUCCGCCAAAACGCCCGAGCCGUCGAACUCGCCCCCAGCAGCCUCAGAGGACGUCGCAUAGCGACGAUGCCUAUCAAACCCCCUUCAAGUCGCGCUCGGCCAAAUCCCUCGCGAGCUCACCGACGCUGCCAAAAACCGCGAUUUCAUGCCGCUGGCAGAGCAUUACCACAUCCCCCCGCUUCUGGUACCCGUUCUCGCAGACGACCUUGCACCUCCUCCGGGCGCCGGCCAUCUCGCCCAACUCCAACAGGCCGUCGCUCGGCCGAGACGAGGCGGCAAGGUGCACGACGACGAGGUCCGCGCGACGCUUCAUAUCCAGCUCCCACUUUACGUGCUCGCGAAACGGCUCAUGGUCAUAGUCCUCGCGCCAACUCUCGUCCCACUCGGGUCGUGACGGGUCGACCCAGGUCACGGGGAGGUGCGCGAGCGAGCCGACCAGGGCCUCGCGCCAGUCGGCCGUGCCACUGCCUGUCGUGCUUCCGGCGAGGUAGACGAUUCGCUGGUACCCAAACACUUCGCGCUGCAUUGCGUGGAGGAUUUGGUAUCGCGCCGUCGGUGCCUCGUCCUUGGGCAAGCAGCGAGCUCGCAAGGCCAUUGUUUUUUGUUUUUGCUCUGGGGAAAACGGUGGAUUGACAAGGUGGCCAGUAGCCGAUCUGUGGCGUAGUGUGUUUCUUGGUCUAUGGCGGCAUGGAGUCGCUGUCACGUUGGGCUUUUCGCGAAGCAAAAGAGGGGUUCAGGGUUUAUUGUUCAUGGUGGUACGGGCAGCUUCGCCUUGCUCCCGCAUUCCAGGCGAAAUGUGGGUGGCGCAGGCGAUAUCCUGCAUGCGUCACUGCCGUCUUACUAUGUUUUGCAGGGUCCAUUAGUGUAUCGCUUAUUGGCUUUUUCUUGGCUUAAUUUGAGGAAUCGUCUACCACAGCUUACUGUAUUGUCGCUUGUCGGUUUCAGUCGAAUUUGAAAGUAUGCCUCGACGUGCGAAAUGAAAUUGUUUGGAACAGAAAAUCGUGGACGAGAAAAUCCAAAGGAAAGGUGAAAAAUCUAUUUACACUGAAUAUCAUGGUAUCGACCGGCCCGGCUAAUAAGAAGAAAAGGAAC